Messenger RNA from Eurytemora carolleeae, 453 nucleotides. RefSeq lists its product as uncharacterized. The transcript has 5 exons. Bases 1 to 453 code for a protein of 150 amino acids. The record is from RefSeq and is a predicted model, not a curated record. Lineage: Eukaryota; Metazoa; Arthropoda; Copepoda; Calanoida; Temoridae.
AUGCUACAGUUGUUUUAUUUUUUACAAUUCAGUACUUUCCUCACAAUAUCCAUCGCAGUCGAGAGAUAUCUAGCUGUCUGUAAACCCCACUUCCACAGAGACAUCAAGGGAACAUUCCUUGGCAGUGCAUGGAUUCAUUUCACUAUAUCUGCUGGGGUUGCUGGACUUAUAAAUUUACCUAAAUGGUUCGAAACCACAUCGGUUGAGGUAAAGAUCAUUGACAGCACUAAGAAUGCAAGUGCGAACAACACCCUACGCUGGAUUACAAAACAAGUUUUCAAAAUGACGGAACUGAGAGGGAACCCUGACUAUAUCAGAUACGGAAUGAAUUUUCCCCGUUGGAUCUUCAACAUGAUCGGACCCCUCAUCCUUCUUAGUGUCUUCUCAGUACUUACAGGAGUCAAGCUUAGGAACAUCCUCAUCAUCGCUGAAUGCUUUGUGAACAUCGAGUAA